Molecule: messenger RNA, 915 nt
Organism: Aspergillus clavatus NRRL 1
Lineage: Eukaryota; Fungi; Ascomycota; Eurotiomycetes; Eurotiales; Aspergillaceae
Product: Ankyrin repeat protein
Exons: 1
Coding region: 1-915 (304 amino acids)
Molecular function (GO): protein binding
Source: RefSeq, a predicted model, not a curated record
AUGUCCCUCGACAACCUUCCUCCAGAACUGAUUCUCCUUAUUUCUGACCACCUAGACUCUAAACCCCUUAAUGCUCUGAUUCAGACAGCCUCAUACUUUGCAAGGCUACUGGAUCCGGUCCUCCAAGACCGCGUCCUUGCCAAGUCUGAGUAUCAACAAAACCUCCUGGUUCGAGCAGCAAAGCUCGGUCACGAAGCGACGAUCCGCAAAAUCCACAAACGCGCACAGCACAGGAAGAAGGAGAUCUGUACACCUAUUAUGAUUGAGAUGCUGAUGUGGGCUACGACAUACCAGCAUACCCAGCUUAUGGAAUAUAUCCUUCGUGGCAUGAACACCGACGUCAACUCCAUGUCAGACGUGAAUGGAGAAAGAAGAACUCCAUUGCACGAGGCAGCACAGAAAGGUUACGAGGCGAGUACGCGCAAACUACUCGAGCUUGGAGCGGACAUUGAUGCUCUUGAUGAAGCAGGCCGGUCUGCCCUUCAUUUUGCAGUCGAGGACCCCUGUCAGGAGAGGUCAACGGCGGUGCUCGAGUUGACUCUAGAGCACGGGGCGAAUACUGAAGUUGGCGAACUGUAUGUUGGUAACAAGCCGUUGCACUGGGCCAUUACAGAUAAGGUCUGGGAUGGAAUGGAGGUGCUGUUGGACCAUGGGGCUGAUAUAGAAGCAUGCAAUGGAAGGGGCGAGACAGCUCUACAUGUUGCAGCGGCUGGAGGAACAUACAGUUCAGUGGCGCUCCUAAAUCGCCGUGGAAGUGAUAUCUUCGCUUUGACAAAUGCUGGACAUACGUGUUUGGAUCUGGCGGGAACACGUUUUGUAGCGGACUAUCUCCAGGAGCUGGGUGCCUUAACGGGGAAAGAGCUCAGAGAUCUGGUUAGUGUUCCUAGUUUGGUCCCUCGGUCAGGCCCGAAAUGA